UCAUCAGCAUGCCUAAAACACUCAAAAAUUUGUCCUGUGUGCUGUCGAAUUGUACCAUAUAUGCAGCAAGAAAUUUGCAUUAAGAGGGUCCAUCUGUUGGAUGUGACUUUCACAGUCACACGCACAAAUAAAAAAGAAACUCUAAAACCUCACGCCUUUACUCUUAUAUAGUACAUGCUCCUCAAAAUUCUCAAACCCCUUCUUCUCUCACUCUUGCUUUCACACACACACUUCUACCUCUUCAAAUGGCUCAGAAGGUUGUGUUAAAGGUUAUGACUAUGACUGAUGACAAAACAAAGCAAAAGGCUAUAGAAGCAGCUGCAGAUAUCUAUGGGGUUGAUUCAAUUGUUGCUGAUGUGAAGGAGCAGAAGUUGACUGUGAUUGGUCAAAUGGACACAGUGAAAAUAGUGAAGAAGCUGAAGAAAGUAGGAAAAGUGGAUAUAGUAUCAGUUGGACCUGCCAAGGAAGAGAAGAAGGAAGAAAAGAAAGAGGAGAAAAAGGAAGAAAAAAAAGAAGAGAAAAAGGAGGAGAAGAAAGAGGAGAAGAAGGAAGAAAAGAAGGAAGAGAAGAAGGAGGAGAAAAAAUAAUAGACAAUACUUGAUUAUCAUCUGGUUUUGUCUAAUUCUACCCUUUUAUUUUCUUUUCUCUUUUUUAUUUUGUUUUGCAUAUUUUCCCAUAUUCAGAAGCAAUUGUUAGCUGCAAAAAUUGUCUAUAGAGUCUUUUUAUUUUUUGCUAAUGUGGGUUUCUUCUCAAAUCUGUUGCUCACAAUCCUUUCUGAAGCAUGGAUCAAUCUUCAAUUGCUAAGAAGGAAAUGAGUUAUAAUAAAAGAGUAUCCUAAGAAUUGGCCAGUGGACAAGAUACAAAGACAACAUCAAUUUUUAA
Molecule: messenger RNA, 882 nt
Organism: Glycine soja
Lineage: Eukaryota; Viridiplantae; Streptophyta; Magnoliopsida; Fabales; Fabaceae
Product: heavy metal-associated isoprenylated plant protein 39-like
Exons: 3
Coding region: 246-587 (113 amino acids)
Molecular function (GO): metal ion binding
Source: RefSeq, a predicted model, not a curated record